UUUAUUUUGAAGUGAGAAAGUAUAGAAGCCGAAAAUAUUGUUUACUUUGUGAGGAAGUGGAGGGUGAGCGCUAAACUAGCUAUUUUAUUUAAUCUUGUAACGAAAUCGAUAGUUUUAAAAAUAUAAAAGUAGCUAGCCUAUUAAAAUGAGCUGGAUGAUAUGUUUACAACUAGCUGUCUAGCUACGUCAGUACAGGGCUAAAUUACAGAGGCCGGCCUUAGCUACGCUAACUUGUUAUGUUAGCUAGCUACAGUAGCUAACUAAAUUAGGUAGCUAGCUAGAGUAAUGUCAACAAUCUAGCUAGAGCAAUGUCAACAAUGCUGUUUAGUCAGUCGAUUUUGUAUAAUUGGAUGAUACCAAAUAUUUUAUUUGGUAUUUUGGCGACAACGUUAUCAUUAGCAUUUGAAAUGGUCACUCAUCAAGCCAAGUUGAUUUUGGCUGGCCCAAAAGAGAAACUCCAGGGUUAGCUAAUAAUAGCUAGGUGGCAGUCAAGUCUCUGUAAAUAUGGGUUUUUAGGCUGACAAAUAUAAUACUGUAAUUCCAUGGCAUUCAUACAUUCCAUAAGGUCCAACUAACACAUUGAAUCACAUGACCAUAACCGUAUAGACUGUCAAUAGCAGGGCAACAGUUGUCAUCUGACUCACAGCCCAGAGGUUGAUCCACAUACCUGCACUUGUGUUCUUUGACAGACUCUUUGUUGUUUAAGAUCAAACAGAAGAUCACAGGAUGGAUUCUAGUGGGAAACCCUCCACAGCCCAAUUCCUGCUAUUAGCCACCAGCUCAGCACUGACUGCAGUCUUCUACUCUGUGUACAGGAGGAGGACAACAACAGUAGCAAGAUUAAAGGUAAUCACACAGGCUUGCCUCAUCUAUCUUUCUUAUCUACCUUAUCUCUUUAAAACUGUUAGUAGCAUGCAUUUGAGGUUUUUAAUUGUUGUUCAAUAUCAUUAAUGUUUUGCAGGGAGCCAAGAAAGUGUCUAUUGAUCAGGAUAUGAAGAACAUCCUGACAGAAUUACCAGGAAAAUGUGUCCCGUAUGCUGUGAUUGAAGGUGUUGUGAGAUCUGUGAAAGAAACCUUGAACAGCCAGUUUGUGGACAACUGCAAAGGGGUCAUCGAGAGGUUAACUCUAAAGGAGAAGAAGAUGGUGUGGAAUCGCACCACUCAUCUCUGGUAAGUGCUAAAGUACACUGAAGUGCUAUGAUAUUAUGUUGCACCCUCUCUUACUGAUGGCUGUUAGGCGGCUCAAUUUGUGUGGAUUAAUUUUUUGUGUGUGGAGACACUUUCACACACUGACGAUGGCCUAGUAAUGGCUAACUUUUGUUCUGCUCGUGCUACCUCUAGAAUGAAAUAAUAAAUAUGAAAGCAUUUCAAAGAACAUUAUGAAAACAAACAAACUUGAUGAUAAAAAGUUAUGCUCUGUACUGCAUCUUUUUGUGGAUACACAUCUCUGUAGGUAUCUCUAAUAUUUUGUACCUGUCAGGAACGAGAGUGAAAAGGUCAUCCACCAGCGCACGAACACGGUGCCCUUUGACCUGGUGUCCCACGACGAGGCUGUGACAGCCACCAUCCGGGUCAUCCGUCCCCUGGAAUCCUCGGAGCUGGACCUGGAGACCACCUAUGAGAACUUUCACCCCACCGCCCAGUCCCUGACCAACGUCAUCGGCCACUUCAUCAGCGGGGAGCGCCCUAAAGGUGUGGUCCGGUAUGGUCCUAAUUGGUCCUGUGUGGCUUAGUUGGUAGAGCAUGGUCCUUGCAACACCAGGGUUGUGGGUUCAAUUCCCACUUGGGCCACCCAUACAGGGAAAGAUGUCACUCACUACUGAGUGAUUACUCACUAAACCAGGAAAAUAAAUACCAUGAUUUUGGGCAUUUUCAAUAAAUGUAAUCCAUAGAAUGGUCCUUGGGAAGAAGGAUUGUUGACAUGUUUUUGACAUUUGUAUCUAAAAGCAUAAUUGAGAAAUAAUUAAUCAAAGCAAAGUUAGCAUAUUUAUGCCAUUUUGGACUCAGGCCUCCUUCAAGACUCCAUAAUGUUUAAUCUGUAGGUGCUACAAAGCAGAAAUGUGUGUCAUAUGAAGCUUUACUGCUUGCUCUGCAAUAUGAGUAGUAUCUUGAUUUCAGUAUAUUGAAAAUAUACCAUUUUUGAUUAGGCAAAUGUUUCAAUAUAUUGAUGAACAUAACACUGUACGGGCAUAUCAAAGUUCCAGAGUGGAAUCUCUGCAACUUUUAGAGUAAUGAUCAGUGGUGUAGUGGAGGGUAUACACACUUUAUUUUUGUGGGCAUCGUGUAUACUCACUUAUUCAUCCGCACGAUGCGUAUCAAACUAGUGUAGUGGAGGUAUCAAUUAAUAAGCUGAUGGAACAGAUCACAAUGUUGAACUUAAAAUGUUGAUAAACUUUUAUUUGUUAUAUUUUAAGCGCAACAAUGUGCACACUGCAGUAGGCCUACGCAUAAAUGUUCCAAAAUGUAAUUUGCAGGAAAACAAGGCGUACCGCACAUGUGAGUGGUUUCAUGGACAGAGAUUAAAAUAUCUGUUAGAAAUGUAGAAAGAGGGGAGAUCUAAAGAUGCAACAACUGUCAUGGGUUUCUAAUAUGACUAGGAUAAUGCCUUUGGCUGCUAGACAAUGAAAGAAAGUUGAUUUGAAAACCAAUAGAACAGUAGAGUGCAUAUGAGGAAGUCUUUAUAAAGAGUUGCCUCCACAUUUCUAUGGUGGGAUUCUGGCUGUAGGCUACUUUGAAGCAAAGUAAGACAUGCCUCAUAAUAUGAAGUAAAACGUACAGGUUUCAAACAGUUAAGGAACAGGAAAAAUAUAGCAAUGCUAAUGAUAGGCCUAACCGCCUUCUGGUAGAUGGAAAGGCUUUCCCAAAAACCUUCUCGGUGGCGAAGGUGCAUAAAGAUGGCGGCCCCCAUGUACUUAACACAAACACCUAAUUUGCUAGUUCGCUGAAUUGUACAGUGCUCUCCGUUACUCUUUUUUGUAUUGGCAUUAGCACAGUAUACAUGACCCCAAUUUUAGCUCCAAGAUGGCGGCAAUUUGAAAAAAUGAAAAAGUAGAACCAUGUAUUGUAAUAAGUCUGUGGAUAGUGCUCAAACUAAGAUGUCAUAUCUUAGUUCCUCCAUCUUUAUCCACCUUCGCCAUUAAAUGUUAACUAGCUACAAAGUAGCCUAUGCCUUCCUGGCAGAAUGAUAUCAUGAUUCUUUGCAUCAAUCCAGAGGCCAACUCCAUCUCAUGUGCGCUACAGAAACACCAAACAACAGUGCAAGUGCCUGCACAGUUGAAUUAAAGGGUAACUACACUCAAAAAUCUAAAUUUCUUAGAUUUUUCCCAGACCUCAAAAGUGGUCUCCUGAUGUGGUUUAAGUAUUGUUGUGGACUUAGAACAUCCAAUUUUGUUGUUUUUCUAUUUAAAAAGUGUGACCUUGAGAGCGUAAACCUGAAGAAAACAAAUCAGGAACCUGUGAAUUUCUGACUCUUUUGACAGUCUAAUUUAUCUAUUUCAAUGCAGUGCCUUCAGAAAGUAUUCACACCCCUUAACUUUAUCCACAUUUUGUUGUGUUACAGCCUGAAUUUAAAAUGGAUUAAAUUGAGAUUUUUUGUCACUGGCCUACAGACAAUACCCCAUAAUGUCUAAGUGGAAUUAUGUAUUUCGAAAUGUUUACAAAAAAGUUUAAAAUGAAAAGCUUGAGUCAAUAAGUAUUCAACACCUUUGUUAUGGCAAGUCUAAAUCAUUUCAGGAGUAAACAUUUGCUUAACAACUCACAUAAGUUGCACGGACUCACUCUGUGUGCAAUAAUACUGUUUAACAUAAUUUUUGAAUGACUGCCUUAUCUCUGUACCCCACACAUACAAUUCUCUGUAAGGUCCCUCAGUCGAGCAGUGAAUUUCAAACACAGAUUCAACCACAAAGACCAGGGAGGUUUUCCAAUGCUUCGCAAAGGGCACCUAUUGGUAGAUGGGUAAAAAUAUAAAAAGCAGACAUUUGAGCAUGGUGAAGUUAUACACUUUGGAUGGUGUAUCAAUACACCCAGUCACUACAAAGAUACAGGCGUCCUUCCUAACUCAGUUGCCGGAGAGGAAGGAAACAGCUCAGGGAUUUCACCAUGAAGCCAAUCGUGACUUUAAAACAGUUACAGAGUUUAAUGGUUGUAAUAUGAGAACUGAGGACGGAUAAAGAACAUUGUAGUUACUCCAUAAUACUAACCUAAUUGACAGAGUGAAAAGAAGGAACUAAAGUAAUACUGCAAAAAAUGUGGCAAAGCAAUUAACUUUUUGUCCUGAGGACAAUAACUUAAAACACAAGGCCAAAUCUACACUGGAGUUGUUUACCAGUUUUCUGAGUGGCCAAGUUACCGUUUUGACUUAAAUCUGCUUGAAAAUCUAUUGCAAGACCUGAAAAUAGUUGUCUAGCAAUGAUCAAUAACCAAUUUGACAGAGCUUAAAGAAUUUUGAAAAGAAUAAUGGGCAAAUGUUGCACAAUCCAGGUGUGGAAAGAGCUUAGACUUACCUAGAACGUAUUGACUCAGGGGUGUGAAUACUUAUGUCAAUUAGAUAUUUCUGUAUCAUUUUCAAUACAUAACACAACAAUUUCUAAAAACAUGUUUUCACUCUGUCAUUAUGGGGUAUUGUGUGUAGAUGGGUGAGAAAAAAAUCGAUUUAAUCUAUUUUGAAUAAGUCAAGGGGUAUGAAUACUUUCUGAAGACACUAGUAGGCCUACUAUUAGCCUACUUGCACAGUACAGUUUGGGUUGGCCUGACUGUGAAAGACCAAUAAGGGAUUUAUUAUUUUAGAUAAUUCAGAGUGUAUGUCACUGUUUGUCAUAAGUUUUGAACAGGGCGCCUUUCCUUCGCCGGGCGGGCCGGUUGGGAUUUUUUUUUGCCAAAUUGGAGUAUUCCCACUUCUCCAGGCACCACUACACCACUGGUUAUGAUCCAAUUUGCAAGCGUUACCGAAUGUCAAAAUAUAUUCAAAAUGGUUGCCCUCUGCUGGUGAUUUGUAGGAUGUGCAAUGUUACAAGUAAGUAAAAGGAGGUCUGUGAUUGGUUACAUUGCCUACAAUGCCAAUUUCUCAUUAUAAAAUGGGCCAUAACUUUUAAACUAGCAGAGAUCCCUGGGUAAGGCCAAAAUCUCAUAAAUAUGCCAACUUUGUUAAAUUAUUUCUCAAUUAUGCUUUUAGAUACAAAUGUCAUAUGUCAACAAUCCUUCCUCCAAAGGACCAUUCUAUGGAUUACAUUUUGUGAAAAUCCCUAAAUUCAUGGUCUUUUUUGCCCUGGUUUCGUGAGGAAUCACUCAGUCAUUUGAAUACCGUAAUACACUUGUGAUUGAUUGAAUUUUAUUGAUUGUUUGAUUGGAUAAAAGUGUCUCCUAAAUGGUAUAUAUUAUUAUUAUCGAAGGGAUCCAUGAGACGGAGGAGAUGUUGCGUCUAGGGGAGAGUGUGACCGGGGUCGGGGAGCUGGUGCUGGACAACAACCUGGUGAAGCUCCAGCCUCCCAAGCAGGACCUGAGGUACUUCCUCAGCCGACUGGACUUUGAUUCCCUGGUGGAGAAGCAGCAGAGCAGCGUCAGGUUCUGGAGGGUCCUGACCAUGGUGUUUGGUGUGGUUGCUUCCACAACGCUCCUCUUCAUCCUGUGGAAGCAUUGGGCUUACCAUAGACAGAGGAGGAAGGAGAAGAACGUCCUGGAGGAGUUCAAGGAGCAGCAGAGGGAGAGGAUGAGGGAGCUGAAUGUAGAAGAGGCCAGUGUUUCCCCUAGUGCCUGUACAGUGUGUCUGAGCCGGGAGCGCUCCUGUGUGUUCCUGGAGUGUGGGCAUGUCUGUGCCUGUGACCGGUGCUACCAGGCUCUGCCAGAGCCAAAGAAGUGCCCUAUCUGCAGGGCGACGAUAGAGAGGGUAGUGCCUCUUUAUAACAGC
Coregonus sp. 'balchen' is the source of this 5902-nucleotide messenger RNA. The record is from the annotation of a GenBank genome assembly. Lineage: Eukaryota; Metazoa; Chordata; Actinopteri; Salmoniformes; Salmonidae.